Hibiscus syriacus is the source of this 1714-nucleotide messenger RNA. RefSeq lists its product as uncharacterized. The record is from RefSeq and is a predicted model, not a curated record. The coding region runs from base 1109 to 1648 and encodes 179 amino acids. NCBI's taxonomy places the organism in Eukaryota, Viridiplantae, Streptophyta, Magnoliopsida, Malvales, Malvaceae. The transcript is spliced from 4 exons.
CAAACACCAAUUAGCCUUCUUCGAAGAAAGAAGAGCUCUUUAUUUCCUCUAUUUCUCUCAAAAUACCCAACACUUCAAUACCCAAAAAAAAAUCAUAAAACAGGUAGAAAAAAACUGGGAUUAAACCUUUACUUACUUCCGCUGCUUAUCUCUUUAAUCUGUGAUUUUAUAAUCUAAUUUUUUUAUUAAUUUGAGGGAGAAAAAAAACGAUAUUGUUCCUUCCUAUAAUGCCCAAUUUGUUGCGGGCUAGGGUUUUCAUCCGGAUCAACGGAUUGGGGGAAUUUCCCGAAUUGGGAACUGAUUAGGGUUCUGAUCAGAGUAUGAAUGAGCUCAACCUCUCGUUUUUGCAGUAUCGGAUUGAGGAGCUAUUUCUCUCGAGCUUUGGUUUUUAAACGGAUUGCUUAAGGGAAAUGGUUAUUGGAAAGCUUUUGGACGUUGAAGAAGAUUGCUUUCAUGAUUACUUGCGUAGAUAGUGAUUCAAAAGCUUGAGGAUUUAGUUGUUUUAGACAAAAGGGUGUUUGGGUUUUUAGUGAUAUUUUUAUGUGGUUGAUCUCAGUUGGUGGAUGAUUUUGGCAUUGGGUUGUGUUAUUGGGAGAAGAAGGUGAUGAUUCUUUAUUGUGCUGCAAACAACAGAGAGUGUCAGAUUUUACUGGACUAAUUUUGUUUCUUAAAACCCCAUUUGGUUUAUCAUAGUUUUUGAGCUAGAAUUCUUGAUCAGAAGAGCAUUCUUGAAGUUAUAUUUCUAUUUUGGGGCAUUGUUGAAGUAGCUUAGGGAAAGAUAAGAGUAGGUUUAGCAGUGAUUGGAGACUUUGCUGCGGUGAUUUUGUCAUUCGAAGUGAUUUGUUUAGUGUUAGAUAGUUGAAUUGGGGCUACAUUUGAGGUUAGGGAGAUUAAAGAGCUUGGUGGAUUUAGGAACUUCUUUGAGCUAUCGAGAGUGACAGGGAGUUCAUGAGGAAACAUUGAAGCUGGAAAUGUAUGCAGGGAUAUGGUGCAUGGAUAGGAGCAUAGUUACUUGUUGUUCUCUUUCUGGAGCAUUGCUACUGGAAGAUAAUCCAAGUGUUUUUGCGUUCGGAAGGCAUUAUCGUUUCGUGUUCUAAACUUCUGUGAAAUGUCGCGUUGCUUUCCUUUCCCACCACCAGGAUAUGAAAAGAAGGCUAGGACCAAUGACGUGGACUUGCUAAAUAAGGUCACAGUGCGGAGAAGUUUAUCCAGAAAGAGAAGGUUAGGGAUAAAGAUCGAAGCAGUUCGUCAGGAGUUGGCGGGGAGGGUCAGAGAUGAAGGUGCAGGAGCUAGAAGCGAAUUGGUGGAUAAGUUUACGGGUAGUGACCGGAAAAAGGAUGAGGGAAUGGUCAGUUUUGUGGCUAAGACUGCUAAUAAAUUGGCUGAAGAGAAGGAAAAGACCAAGAAAAGUGAUGAUAGGAAGUUCAAUGUGCAAGGAAUGGGGGAGGAAACGAGAGCUGGUGGAAAUGAUAUGGUCUCGAACCUUUCCGCAGCAGAUAAAGCUAGAGUUGAAGGGAUCCCCAAUCAAGUGGAGAAUAAUGCCGAGAGACACGGGGAAGGGAAAGAAAAAACCAAAGAAAAAGGAGAUGAUAAUAUAAGGGAUAAACGCAAGGAUAAACACAGAGAAGAAAAGUCACAGAAAAGAUAAGGAUAGGGACAAAGCGAAGGAGGAGAAGGAGAAGGCUAAGGCGAAAGGUGAACAUAGGAAUUUGGC